Leguminivora glycinivorella is the source of this 1062-nucleotide messenger RNA. Its product is annotated as fibrillin-1-like. The record is from RefSeq and is a predicted model, not a curated record. Gene Ontology annotation, molecular function: calcium ion binding. The transcript has 9 exons. NCBI's taxonomy places the organism in Eukaryota, Metazoa, Arthropoda, Insecta, Lepidoptera, Tortricidae. Bases 281 to 1000 code for a protein of 239 amino acids.
CCACCGCCAUCUAAAGACUCCCAUUCGACAUCAAUCCGAGUCGGCAGACCUUUAACCCUAACCUGUCCGGUCGAAGGUAGUCCAUUACCUUACGUCUUCUGGAUCAAGCAGCCCUACACGGAACUCAUCAACACAACCAGACUGUCACUGUCUCAGGACAAUGUCACUUUGAUGAGAACAGCAAAUCCGACAAAUUUCUUCUCGACCAGGCGACAUGCAAGGGACCCAGGUCAGAACAGAGGAAGUGUCACAUGCCACCGUGUGAGGAGAUGGAAGGCCAAUGGUCUGGCUGGGCCAAGUGGUCGGCUUGCUCGUCUACCUGCGGUACCGGCACCAGGCUCGGACGAGGCGCUGUAGGAAAGGGCGCUGUCAAGGCGACAACGUGCAGAUCAGGAAAUGUCCAGAUCUGCCUAAGUGUGAUUCGUCAGAAAACGAAGUCUUCAACACAGAUGAAGAUGAGUUUGAAAAUAGUCCUUACACACCGGAAGCAGCUUUCGAAUUCCAACCGGAAGUGGUAGACACGGGCACAGAAGAUUUUUAUACUCCGGCUACAUCUAAGCCUCCAGUGUACGAAGGUCACGUGGUACCGAACCCUAACCAGGGUCCUUGCGAACCGGGGUUCACGCACAACGACACCAUUCAGAGCUGUGACGAUAUCGACGAAUGUUUAAUAAAGAACCCUUGCCACGUGACGCAGAUAUGCGUCAACACAGUCGGCGGGUACCAAUGUGGGUGCCAGCCUGGAUACAGUUCUCUGGGUGCCGGUCUGCGGUGCAUGGAUAUGAACGAGUGCGAGUUAGACACAGACGGGUGCGAGUACGCGUGUGUGAACGUGGCGGGCGGGUAUGUGUGCGCGUGUCCGCGGCGCAUGCGGCUGCGCGCCGACAAGCGGCGCUGUUAUCAACCAUCGUCGCUCAGCAACCCGUACGAAAAUCCAGAAUCGGAGUACCUGAGCGCGCUAGUGGAAGCACCGGCUAAGUACAGGAAUACGAGGAAUUGAAACUACAAACAUAACUUAAACUUUUAUUAACACAUACUUAUUAGAUUACAAUAUAUUUAUAA